This is a messenger RNA of Fusarium venenatum, 1290 nucleotides long. Its product is annotated as pyridoxal phosphate-dependent transferase. Gene Ontology annotation, biological process: biosynthetic process; amino acid metabolic process. Gene Ontology annotation, molecular function: pyridoxal phosphate binding; transaminase activity. The record is from RefSeq and is a predicted model, not a curated record. NCBI's taxonomy places the organism in Eukaryota, Fungi, Ascomycota, Sordariomycetes, Hypocreales, Nectriaceae.
AUGUUGAUACACUUGCACUUCUCAGACCAAAAGAUAAGCGCCCUAUCGCAACGAGCCACAGAGGCUGUAGAUGGGCUUGACCUCCCUUGGAGGUUCGCGCCAAGGGGAGACUAUGAUCCUGAUUAUAAUCCAACUGGAUUGGUUUCGUUCGGUACAGCUGAAAAUGCCUUGGUGACGGAUCAACUCAAGGAGUUCACAGACAAGAGUAUCACCAUUUCAAACGAGGACUUCUUAUACCGUGGUAGUCAUGCAGGUGGUUCUCGCCUCCCCAAAGCUCUAGCUGCCCACCUCAACGAGUACUUAACUCCUAGCAGCCCCAUCACCCCAGAUAUGGUCCGGUGUGUCGGUGCCGCUACUGCAAUGCAUGACAUCCUUGCAUGGGGAGUUGCGGACCCUGGUGACGGUGUGUUGACCAGUAGACCCGUGUAUGGCCGCUUCGAACUUGAUUUCGGUAACAAAUCUCAAGCAAGAGUUGUAUACUCCAACAAUAAGACCGAGGAGGCAUUCCAGGAUGAUAUCGUCGACCAUUUCGAGGAGGCCUUGGUGAGGUCCAGAAAGGCCGGCAUACAUGUCAAGAUGGUGCUAAUUGUCAACCCUCAUAACCCACUUGGACGGUGUUAUCCCAAGUCCACCCUGAUCAACAUCAUGCAGUUCUGUCAAAAGCAUAGACUGCAUCUCCUGAGUGAUGAGAUCUACGCCUGUUCGGUUUUCAAUAGUGAUGAGCCUGCAACUCCCUUUACCUCUAUUCUGUCAAUAGAUUCCACAAGCCUCAUUGACCCGAGCCUUCUCCACGUCACCUACGGACUCAGUAAGGAUUUUGGCGCCGCUGGCCUUCGUCUUGGUGCCAUUAUCACUCGAAGCCAACCGGUCCUCCGAGCGAUUGAGGCAGCCAUGCGGUUUCACAACCCCUCCGGCGCGAGUCUGGCCAUCGGAAGCGCCAUGCUUGAGGACAGAGUGUGGUGCCGAUCUUUUAUUGAUUCCUCAAGAUCAAAGCUCUUACAAGCCCAUCGACAUGUCACAUCGCAGCUCAAGGCUAUGGACAUCAACUACCUGCCUGGAAGUAAUGCAGGCUUCUUCGUCUGGGUUGACCUAUCUCCAUACCUGCCAUCUGAACUAGAUGGUGAGCUGAAUCAGGAAUUUGCUCUCGCUAAAAGGCUACGCGAGGCUGGCGUUUUCCUGCAUCCUCGAGAAGAGCACUCGCUUGAACCAGGAUGGUAUCGGUUAGUAUACACGCAAGACCCGAGAACCGUGACUGAAGGGCUACAGAGGAUCAAAAUGGCAAUAUCGUAG